Anolis sagrei ordinatus is the source of this 1720-nucleotide messenger RNA. The record is from RefSeq and is a predicted model, not a curated record. NCBI's taxonomy places the organism in Eukaryota, Metazoa, Chordata, Lepidosauria, Squamata, Anolidae.
UUUAACUAAACAUGCCAAGGAAACGGGUGCUGGAAAAUGAUGACGUUGUCAGUGUGAAGCGGACAAAAGUCAGUCAUCCAACACACCAAACGGAGCCUGGACUGCUGCUGACCUUGGGGCAGGGUGAUCUUGGGCAGCUGGGCCUUGGCCCAAAGGUGAUGGCACGGAAGAGGCCUGCCCUGGUGCAACUCUCCGAGAAGAUCAUCCAGGUAGAAGCCGGAGGGGUUCACACAGUGUGCCUCACCGAGACAGGCAAGAUCUAUACCUUUGGCUGCAAUGAUGAGGGUGCCUUGGGGAGGGACACUUCAGAGGAAGGGUCCGAAUCCAUUCCCGGGCUUGUCGACCUGAAGGAGAAGGUGGUGCAGGUGUCUGCUGGAGACAGCCACACAGCGGCCUUGACAGAGGAUGGGCGUGUUUUCAUCUGGGGUGCUUUCCGGGAUGAAAAUGGAGUCAUUGGCUUACUGGCUCCUCUGAAAGGGGAAGAAAAUGUGGAUACCACAAAGGGCAGCCCUCUUCCUGUGGAGCUGCAGCUGGAUGUACCUAUGGUUAAGAUUGCCUCAGGAAGCCAUCACUUGGCGAUGGUGUCUACGGCAGGCAAACUUUACACCUGUGGUUGCGGAGACAAUGGCCAACUGGGCCGAGUGCCCCAAAUUUUCACCACCAGAGGGGGACGAAGAGGAUUGAAGCUGCUGCUGCUCCCACAAACAGUCGCUAUCAAGCCGAGAGGCUGUAAGACCAAGGGACGCAUCCAGGACGUAUUCUGUGGGUCUUAUUCCACCCUUGCCAUCACACAAGAGGGGCAUGUUAUUGGAUUUGGCCUCUCCAAUUACUAUCAGCUGGGUUCACAAGGGAUUGAAACUUACUACUCGCCAAAGAUUCUGCCCGCAUUCAAGAACUCCAACAGAUCUUGGGUCAAGUUCUCAGCUGGUCAACAUCACACUGUGUGCCUGGACUCAGAAGGAACCGUGUGUAGUCUGGGCAGGGCAGACUACGGUAUGCUGGGCCUUGGCCAGGGCUGUUCAGAGAAGAGCACCCCCACGGCCAUUCCUGGGAUACCCAAGUCCUCUUCAGUUGCCUGUGGAGAAAGAGUUGGCUUUGCAGUCACAGAAGACGGUCGAGCUUUUGCCUGGGGCAUGGGCUCUAACCUCCAGCUUGGCACAGGCGAUGAAGAUGAUGCUUGGAGCCCUCUUCAGAUGUCUGGGCAACAGUUGGAGAAUCGCAGUGUCCUCUCUGUGUCCAGUGGAGGGCAGCACACUGUCUUACUGGUCAAGGACAAGCAGUAUUGACAAACUGUACUUGCAUUAUUGCUGAGAGCCACCCGAGGGCACUGAUUUAAUCCAGUUCAUUGCAACAGUGUCAUCUCAAAGGUGACAGAGAGAGACUAGCCUAAUUUCAGACACAUAGUCAGAAACUGCAGGAAGACGGGCACAGAGCAGUUUCCAACUUUGUCAUCUGCAGAUGCAUUAUGAAACUUGGGACCGUUGUACAAAAGACUUUUUUUAAAAUAGUAAAUUGAGGCCUGGGGUGGAAGCAGUUGGGUGCUUUUUGUGUUUUUUGAAAAAUAAGGACAAAAUUUAAAAAUAAUGGCAUUUACUCAACAGACAAAUCUGUAAAUUUCUAAAAAUUUCUAACUUGUUAUGUUUAACUUCUGAAAAUAAUAGUUUUUCUCUCAUCUAGGUUUUUGAAAAUGCUAUCUAUAUAAAAAGUUUUCUGAAUUCAA